Molecule: messenger RNA, 1113 nt
Organism: Yamadazyma tenuis ATCC 10573
Lineage: Eukaryota; Fungi; Ascomycota; Pichiomycetes; Serinales; Debaryomycetaceae
Biological process (GO): carbohydrate derivative metabolic process
Molecular function (GO): carbohydrate derivative binding
Source: RefSeq, a predicted model, not a curated record
AUGGCUGGGGAGCAGAGUUUAAGUAUGGACUAUCAGGCCCUCCUUUCUAAGGGUUUAACCAGUGUGAAAAAGAGCCUUGACGCUGAACAGGAAGCAUUGGCUAAUUUAAGCCAUCAAUAUAAAACGGAUGAAUUUUCACAAAUCCAACUCAUGAAGUCUCUAGAUGUGCUUUUCGCCGUCAACAUGAAGGGAGGUAAAGUGGUGAUGUGUGGAGUGGGCAAAAGCUUCAAAAUCGCCUCCAAGUUAUGUGCUACGUUGAAUUCUCUAUCUAUCCAAUCGGUCACGUUACACCCGACCGAGGCUCUUCAUGGCGACUUGGGUAUUUUGAAUAACAGGGACACCAUAAUCAUGCUUACAGCAAGCGGAAAUACCCCCGAGCUUCUUGAUCUUCUUACCCAUAUCCCCGAAGCAAUCCCUAUCGUUUUGUUGACAUGUAAUAAAGAUUCAAAAUUGGCUACUCACCCAAAGACCAAGUCUUUAUUGUACACAGAAUUGGCUCCACAUUUGAGAGAAGAAACUAUUCACGGAGUUCCAGCUCCAACCGUUUCGGCGACCGUGGCGUUAGCAUUGGCAGACUCUGUGAUUCUUGCAUUAUCCGAGCUUAUCGAACAAAGCGAGUCAGCCAGAAAGAAGUUAUUCUCUAUAAAGCACCCAGGCGGGUCCAUUGGGGCCAAUUUGAGCCACUUGAACGAGAAUGUUAACUUGCUGAAUCCCAGAAGAAAGAUCCUGAAUUCAAGUUAUUCUUCUUUCUUGAGCCUCGAACAGGCCAGAAGUAUAAUCAACAAUUCUUCUGAUCCUUCGUCUUCGGUUUCUUCGGACGAUGAUGACAUCAACGAGAGCCAGUUCGACAGUACAUUGACACUAGAAAUAAAGGCAGCAAAAGAUUCUAAUGUUCAGAGACUCAAUAGUGCACAACUCCAAGGUCUUUCAGAGUUGGAGUUUGUUAAACAUUUGUUGACAGCAGAGUAUUUUGUGACCUCAAAUAAGGGAAAAGACUACGGAGUGGACGUUGCUACUUUGAAAAAGUCUUAUUUAAAACACAGCAGUACCGGGAGAAAGUGGGAAGAGUUCAGUUCUGGAUUGGAGCUGGAGUUCAAACCCCUUUGUCUAUGA